Messenger RNA from Racocetra persica, 156 nucleotides. The record is from the annotation of a GenBank genome assembly. NCBI's taxonomy places the organism in Eukaryota, Fungi, Glomeromycota, Glomeromycetes, Diversisporales, Gigasporaceae.
AUACCCUCUUUAUAUCAAGAAAAUACUUCUAAACAACAACAACUAUUAACUGAAAACACAUACCAACAAUCUUCACAACAAUCUCAGCAAGCUAAUAACCAAAAUCUAAUUGCAGACCAAAUCAAACCAACAUUUGAUUGGCUAGCUAACUUCUCA